AUGAGACUAUCACCCACCGCAGCUUUUAUCAACAGCCGCGUCCAAGUCCUGAUGAGGACGGACCACUCUGUCAUAUACACCGACAAGGCUGAACCGAACGUCGUUCUCAAGGCGGAGACCAUAUGGAUCGACGGCAAACCCUACGGCCCGCCAUCGAUGGCGGCUCAGACCAGCCGUGACCUCUGUCGCGAGCACGACAUCUACAUUGCUCUCGGUGGCCGCCACGAGCGCAUCACGAGGUGCUUCGGCCUCGUCCACGACGAUCAUGGCAACGCCAUCGCGCUAAAGCUCGAGCGCGCGCCCAAGGGCAACCUGCGGCACCUCAUCGAGGAAACCCCAGAGGUCCCCUCGGUGCGCCAGCGCGUGGAGAUGGCCGCCUCCCUCGCCGAAAGCGUCGCGUACCUCCAUUCUCGCGGCGUCAUCUGGGGGGACCUCUCCACCCGGAACGUCCUCGUCUUCGGCGUCGACGACGAUAUUAGCCUCAAGAUCUGCGACUUUGCCAGCUCCGCUCUGGAGAACGUGCAUCCCCGAUUCGGGAUCCACACGUACGAGCCGGGCUACUGUCCCGCCUUGCCAGAGGGCCAAGUGCGCACGCUGCCCAUGAUGCAGCGGGAGCUGUAUGCCCUCGGGUCGGCCGUCUACGAGAUCACGGCGUGGAAGUUCCCGUACGCGGGAGUCAGCGGAGACAUUUGGGACAUUGUUGAGAGCGGCACGAUGCCCGUCAUAGCAGACGACAACGUCGCUCGUGACAUCAUCACGCGAUGCUGGAACUUUGAAUACGACUCGGCGGCGUCCGUCGCGGAUGACUUGGCCGCUAUCUUCGGGAGGCUAACGAAGGAAUGA
Thyridium curvatum is the source of this 843-nucleotide messenger RNA. RefSeq lists its product as uncharacterized. Lineage: Eukaryota; Fungi; Ascomycota; Sordariomycetes; Thyridiales; Thyridiaceae. The record is from RefSeq and is a predicted model, not a curated record. Gene Ontology annotation, biological process: signal transduction; protein phosphorylation. The transcript has a single exon. Gene Ontology annotation, cellular component: cytoplasm. Gene Ontology annotation, molecular function: protein kinase activity; ATP binding. The coding region runs from base 1 to 843 and encodes 280 amino acids.